GAUCUAAAGGUUGUUUUCCACUAGGCGGAAAACUGCGAGCGGUCCGCUUCGCACGCUCAUCGGACAUGCGCAUUGGUAAGCUUAGUCCAAAUCAAGCGGAGAUUUCGAGCACGCUGAAAAGUAGAAUCAAGUUCUACUUUUUGGGCGGACCGAGUGGAAAUUGUGUUAACAAUGGAUGGAAGCUUGGUUCCCCUAGAUCUGCAAUCUGUUAUUGCAACAAUGAUAAAAGCUCAAGCAUCGCAAGGAUCACCUGGGCCUUCGUCGUCGGAUGCAAUGUCAUCUCAACAAGCCACAUACUUGCAACAAGAACCUCUGUCUGAUGAGUUGCCUAGGACAGUUACUGGGGAAUUUGAUGUGGAAAUUUUCAUCGAAGAACUUAAGAACUUCCCAUGCUUGUGGAAUACUUCACUGAGAAGCUAUCACGAAAAGCACACAAAACAAAAUUCAUGGAUGGUUCUAUCGGAGAAAUUUGGUAAAAAUGUUGAUUUUCUCAAGACACAGUUAAAGUAUCUAAAAGAUAAUUUGAAACGAUGUCUGGACAAAAGAAACAAGGAAACAAGAUCUGGAGCUUCACACACAAAGUUGCCAAAAUGUAAAUAUUUUGAUCAGCUUUCAUUCAUGCAUGACAAGGUUUCUAGUCGUCAGACAGAGAGCAAUGUUUCACUUGAACCAACCGAACCAACCUGUUCAGAAUUAACAGACAGAGAUGUUUGUCCAAGCACAGAUUUAUUAUCAAAGGAAGAGCCUGUAAAAAGGAAAAAUUUAGAAAUUCCAAAUGGGAAGGGGAAAAAGGCAAGACAAGAUUUGGGAUUGGCAGUUGAUGCCAUGUUAUUAUCAACUAUCAAGGAUAUGUCACAAAAUGAGAAAAAAAAUACUGAGACAUCCAUUAAUGAAGAUGCUGAUUCCCUCUUCUGCAGGAGCUGUGCUGCCACCCUGAAGAGACUACCUCCAAAGAAGAACAGUGAAGCCAAAAUGGAAAUCCAGCAAUUGCUAUAUAAUAUUGAGUUUUCAGACUAAAGCUUUGAAACACCAAAUUGAUUUGUAUCAUAAACUGAUUGUUAUCUUUUGACUAAUUUUACUUACCAUAAAUUCUCUUUUAAAUCCCCUCUCAGUUAAGCCCCCUCUCUCCUAUUAGCCCCCCUUUUAGAAGCAAAAAAUUUAGAAGCCCCUCACUCUAUUAAGCCCCAUCCCCCAAAAGCAUUGAAUAGUGUCAUAAAUAAGCUUGAAGAAAGUAGUUGUAUUAAGCCUGAUCACACUCAAUAGACAACAGUUUUCAAUAAAGUGCACUACUGAGAAUUUUUGAUAUUUGAGAAAUAUAUUUAGCCCCCUCUCUCUUUUAGGCUUCCCUCUUUAAUAAGCCCCCUUUAGAGUGCUUGAAAUCAAUAAGGCCCCUGGGGGGCUUAGUAGAGAAUUUAUGGUAUUUGCUAUAAUAAUACUGUUCUGUUCACAUUUUGUGCCAAAAGUAUACAGAGAUGUUCUCAAGGUCAGAAUAGAAGACAACUAAGGCCUUUGCUUCACAACUAUAUUUUGCAAGCACCCCCCCCCCACCUUAAAGAAGGAGAAAAUAUUUUGAACCCCCUAAUUUGCCACAGUGACUAUGAAUAAGAUCACUAUCUAUAGAAUUUUAUAAGUAUGACCAAAAUAUAUAGAUACAAUAUUAUAUAUAGAUAUAUGAUAUAGUUAGAGAAACAUACCCCCACUUGGCAUUGCAUUGUGCACCCAAAAGGGUUUACUCCACUAUUUGAGAAUAACUGUCUUUUGUCUAAUAGAGAGUUUGGGAAAGAAGAAAAAAGCUAAUAUGGCUAUGCUAGUCUAGGCUACAAAAUUCUGUUUUUCAAAGCCUCCAAAACUUCAAAGUAAUUGUUAUGUUAUCAAGCAGGUCAAAUUUCUUAAAUAGCAAUGUUCUUCUUAGGAAUUGUUCAAGUAAUAAAUGGAGGGAGCUGGUUUUUGUGUCACUUAUAUGAAGGGGGGUAUUCACUCUAAACAAGAG
Molecule: messenger RNA, 1990 nt
Organism: Rhopilema esculentum
Lineage: Eukaryota; Metazoa; Cnidaria; Scyphozoa; Rhizostomeae; Rhizostomatidae
Molecular function (GO): DNA binding
Source: RefSeq, a predicted model, not a curated record